AUGACCAAAGACUGCAACUUGACCAUCGAGCAUGGAAACGGAACGACCAAUAAAACAUGUGUGAUUCUGUCAAAUUACAUGGUGCUGAAUCACAAAGAAAAGAUGGUCAUUAGCUGGAUCUGCUACCUGACUGGACCCAUCACCUUCCUAGAGAACAUCUUAGUGCUGGUGGUGAUAGGCAGCUCAGCCAGGCUGCGACAGCGGCCGUCAUACCUCUUUAUCGGCAGCCUCGCACUGGCUGACGUCUUGGCCAGCUGCUUCUUCCCCAUCAGCUUUUUGGCUUUCCAUAUUUCCAACUCUUGUGAUUCUCCUAAGACAUACUUGCUCAAGCUGGCUGGUGUCACCAUGGCAUUCACCGGUUCUGUAGGCAGCCUGCUUCUGACAGCGAUGGACCGCUACAUCUGCAUCCACCAGGCCCCAAACUACAAACUGCUGCUGACACAUCGCAGAGCCACACUCGCCAUAGUGGCACUGUGGGCUGUGGCCAUUACAAUCUCCUUCCUCCCUCUGAUGGGCUGGCGGUGCAAACGCAACACAUGCUCCCGUCUCUUCCCUUUCAUCGAUCAGAUCUACCUGUGCUCCUGGACAGGCCUGUUGCUGGCUGUGCUUGUAUUCAUCCUGAUGGCCUAUGCACUCAUCAUGUGGCGAGCGCACCAGCAUGAAGCAAAUAUGAGGACACCACAGGCAAGGAACAUGACCCUGGGCCGACAAGUUCGGAUGCGCUUGGACAUCCACCUGGCUCAGACGCUGGGUCUGAUCCUCCUAAUCUUGGUGGUGUGCUGGCUCCCUGUGCUCUCCUUCAUGGUGGUCGACGUCUUCCAGCAGCUCACCAGAGAGCAGCAGCGAGCGUUUGCCUUCUGCUGCACCCUGUGCCUGGUGAACUCAGCCAUCAAUCCGCUGCUGUAUGCCCUUCGUUGUCGUGAGCUGAGACGGGCAUUCAUGAGGCUGUUGGGGUUCACUGACCGUUUCAGACCAUGGAUGGUAUGGUUGUGGAGUAAGGGUAAUAUAACCUGUAUUUAUAACCAAGGGAGGGGGGAUGGUGAUGGACAGACUGAUAACAAAGAGAGCAAUAUUAGUGCAGGUUCUACUUCUGAAGUCCUAGAAAGUAAGCAACCAGAUUAACUGGACAUUAUGUUGAAAACU
Messenger RNA from Electrophorus electricus (electric eel), 1143 nucleotides. NCBI's taxonomy places the organism in Eukaryota, Metazoa, Chordata, Actinopteri, Gymnotiformes, Gymnotidae. The record is from RefSeq and is a predicted model, not a curated record.